Solea senegalensis (Senegalese sole) is the source of this 4005-nucleotide messenger RNA. RefSeq names its product R3H domain containing 4 (gene r3hdm4). Gene Ontology annotation, molecular function: nucleic acid binding. The record is from RefSeq and is a predicted model, not a curated record. Lineage: Eukaryota; Metazoa; Chordata; Actinopteri; Pleuronectiformes; Soleidae. The coding region runs from base 165 to 935 and encodes 256 amino acids. The transcript is spliced from 8 exons.
UCUCACUUUUACUUCACUCUUUGUCGGAGGUGGGAGGACUAGCUGCCCAGUUAGCAGCUGAGCUAAAUUCGCUCACUGUGUUUUUGUAAAAAAUUACUUUUUUGUAACACGGCCCGUAAAUAUCCUCACACCGGGUCCUUUUCCGUGUAUUGUGCUCCAAUAAGAUGGUCGUUCUGACAAAUAACAAUGAAGAGCAGGAUUAUAUCCUGAUAGAGGAGCGUAAAUGUGUCUCCUUGCCCAGCUCUCCUGCCAAGCGAGUGUCUCCCACCAAAAAGAAGCAGUUUUAUAUCAACCAAGCCAUCCGCAACUCUGACCUCACUCCUCGAGCCAAAGGCAAGAAGAGCCUUCGCCGACAGGAGAACACACGUUUUCUUGCUAAUCUUCUUGAGAGAGAUGAGUGCUCCAAAGAUGAUCUGGAGGUUUGCAGUAACCCGGCCAUCCCGUCCAUUUUCACUGAAGCCUGCAACAAUGGAAACUACAUAGAGCCAUGGAAUGACUUCAUGAACUGCUCUGGUGAGGAGCAAGAGAGGCUGCUGUCUCUGCUGGAGCAGGAAGUGGCCAAGAAGAAAGAUACUAAUCGUCUCCUCAAAGACCAGAGGAAUGUAAAUCCUGCCUUCAAUGCUCAGGAUUGCUUCCAGAGAAUUGAUCGCAGACUGCGUGCCACUUUGAGACGGAAACAAGUCCCCAUGGGAAUUCUGGAAGUACUUGAGGAAAAUCUUCUGAGCUUCUUCAAUACUCAGCCUCGUUCUGUUUAUACAACUAACCUCACCAGCAGCUUUGAGAGACUGUUGCUUCACGCCGUCUGCCAGUACAUGGACCUCGUCUCUGCAAGCACCAACUACAAUGGGUCACGUCAGACUGAAGUGGUGAACAAACAAGAAGAGUUUCUCCCUCCGACACUUCUGUUGUCCGCUUACCUGGAGCAGAUAAGCUGAGACCAGGAUGCUCCUGGGAGCUGACAUAUAUAGAGAAGGUCUGUGUAUCUGUUUAAUGUCCACCACCUUUUGCAAACACAGAUAAGAGACAACAGCUUCCUCUACACUGGUCUGUGGGUUCUGUAGUACAUUUUCUAUUAAUUAUUAUGAAUGAACAACUCAUCAAUAGUCCAUUGAUUCAUGUAUAUAUACAGUACAACCUAAUUAUCCCAAAGUAAAUAUUAGCAUGUUAGGUUAUUAUGUGAAUAAACGGAGAUAAACACUCAUUUUAAAGUGCAGGGAGUAGACACACACCAGAAGCUGAUAUCGGAAAGUUUAAACCGCUCCGACUGCAACAUCCCAACAGACAUGAACCUGUUUUGUUAUAGUUUAUUGCAUGACCUUUUGAGUUGCACCAGAUUCAUCACAUAUUAGAUAUUUUCUGUUAUAGUAGAAAUGUCACAGCUGCGUUACAUAGUCCCUUUUCCCAGGUAUUUGAAAAAGUUGAAUUGUAAUAUUUUCAGCCUGGAAGAUCAGGGGGUUCAAACACCUGUCUCCACUAAUCUACAUGCUAACCCAUUUAACCCAAAAUUGACUUCAAUAUCCAGGCACUGUGGGUGCAUAAGCAUACUCCUGAUCCCGAUGAGUAAUGAUGAAUAAAAUUUAAAAAAAACUAAACCAAAUCAACUACGUUUAAAAAAGAAAUCCAUUCUUGUGACCACAAAUAUUUACUGGAGCUGAAAGAAGAAGAAAAACAUCAAUACUGGCAUAAUGAUGAUAAAGUAUUCUUCUCAAUGAUCUCAUUAGUGACACUGUGGUCAUAUUAUUAGCCCUGUAACAGCAGAAUAUCAAAAUGUUAUUUGCAAGACUGACAUAAUCAAGACACAAUGGAUGAAAUUAAGAUUAGAUGAAGUCAUGGUUCAAAAUGAAUGAAGGUUCAAAUGAUAUCAGCUUCUGCACAGUGUCUACCCUAUAUUUCGGCUUUAGCCAUGAGGUUUUACUAAUACUUUUAUUAGCCCAAUUACUCUGGUCUCUCUUCAUGAAGUGAAUAUUAUUCAUUUGCUCAUAACAUCAAUGCAUAUCAAGGUCUGGGAUAUUUUAGACAAUAGGUUAACAGUCAUUACUAUAUUAAGCUAAAUGAGCAGCUGUAAAGUAGUAGUGGCUGAUAUUGUUCUAAACACAGACAAAUCAUCAGAGUCUAAAGGACUACUCUUAAAUAGGAAAUUCGAACGAUGGUUGUGUAGGAAAAGAUUAUACUUGCGACUUAAACAGUCUUCAGAGAAACGUAAUAAAAAUCUGUUAUGAAUUGAAAUGUUCUCCGAGGCAACGAUGGCUGAUCAGAUCGGAGUUUUACAGACCAAAGACGGCCUGCAAAAGUCAAGGAUCAAAUAUUCACUGCUGAACACAGUGUAUGUAAACAUUUGGGUUCAAACAAAUGGAAAAAACAAUGCAGGGCAAAAAAAAGUGAUAAAGAGUGAUGCUAAUGUGCUUCCACUCAGAUGUACUGUAUCGUUGUUGGUACUUUUCAAUGUAUUACUGAUGACAAACAGUUAAACACCACGUGAAAAUGACUUCACUAUGACCAAACUAACAUCCUCAGGAGUUAGGAGACUAUUACCAUUAAGCACAACUUCCUCACACUAAAUGACAAUUAAAAAAUAGUUGGUAAAUGAAUGGAACUUUUAACUCCGGACCCACUUAUCAGCGCUGUUCAGGAUGUGAGGACCAUGAAGGUCCAAUAAUAUAUGACGUGAAUAUAUGUGUUAAUGUGUUGAGACAGGAAGUGAUCCGUUGCAUUACUGCCUAAAGGAUCGGCCUGUAGGUGUAUGACUUGUGUAAGCAGUGAAGCAUGAAUACUUAUAAUCUCUUUCAACGAUAUGCACAGACUCGUCACUUAUGGCUCAUGUAGGUGUAAAGAAAUAUUUGUCAUCAGGUGUGUGAAAUAACAGACUUCUAAUACACUUAUAAUACACCAAUAUUGACAUAAUGACUGUAUUUUAUAAUCAUCUCUGUGUUAUGCAUUAGGAGGAAAUUUACUCUUUUAAUAUGUUUACUUCAGGGUCCGCUUUUUAUUUUGCUCUGUCAAACCUCAUCGUGUUUCAAGUCAUCGUCUCAGUGGCAGGUUACUUUUUAUCCAACCAAACUGUCAAUAUUGAUAAAUGAACACCGUUACAAAUACCACAAUAACUGUCUUAAUGGAACAAUAUUUUAAAGGCUUCUUUUCCCACUUGAAGCUAAAAUCAAUGAAAACAUGGCACCACUGUGGACAAGCUGAUCCAUGUGCACAGGUGUAAGCAAGGUACACAUAUUCUUUCAGCCACAGUUAACGUUCACACACAGAAAAGGAGCUGUACUAACACACAACUACAACUUAUAAGCCUCUCUCUUACAUGAACUGGUAUUUUAAGUGUAAUUGUGCAAUAGAUAGUUUGCACUUGUAGAGAAACAACAACAUUUAAUGUGUUUUGAUGGUAAAAAAAAAAAAAACCUGCUGAGUUUUAACUUUCAGGUAUGUGUCGUAUUUACAACACCAGAAAAUCUGCCUUAAAACACGUUCUUUGUAUCUAUAUUUAUGAAUUUUUACUUGACUACAGUUUGGAAAGAUGUGUCCAGAUGAUUAAAAACAAAAAAAGAUCUUAUUACCAAUUUCGUUUUUAUACUGCUGUCAGCAGUGUAACUUGACCUGUUGGUGCAUUUUGUCAAAAACCAAAGUUUGCGUGUUUGUUGUGAGGGAAAUCAACUUCUCAGGCUUUCGAUUUCUCACUCUGAAUGUCAUGUCGUGGCUUCAUUUGGUGGUGUUUUCUCUGUACUGUAUACUCUCAUCACGAUGAACUGAAUCAUGUUCACUCCAACACCUCGGGGUGCUGCCAACUUUUUAAAUCCCCGUAAAAGUAGUUGUACUGUAAACACUGAACUUAAAUGAUUGACUGGUGCCAUAAUUGACUGGUGGUUUGUGAAUGUCUAAAAUUGUCUGAAAGCUUUUUACACAAGACCAUAACAUCCAUGUGUAUAUAAUGAUAAAUGUGCUAUAAAUGUGCUUAUUUAUAGGUAUCACUGCAACUAUUAAAGCAUUCACUUUCUUUGUUUCUCA